Culicoides brevitarsis is the source of this 872-nucleotide messenger RNA. RefSeq lists its product as uncharacterized. The transcript is spliced from 3 exons. Bases 208 to 714 code for a protein of 168 amino acids. NCBI's taxonomy places the organism in Eukaryota, Metazoa, Arthropoda, Insecta, Diptera, Ceratopogonidae. The record is from RefSeq and is a predicted model, not a curated record.
AGGACGGAGGAAGUCUUCGGAGAACGCCAGAGUAUAAAACCAUCAAAGUAUCACGGAUUAUCAUCACAUUGUCGUUGUUCGUCGCUUUGGAAAGAACUCGCUCUGAUAAAGCAAAAAUAUAUCAGUGAAAAAUAAUAAAAAUUAAAAAAAAAUUAUUGUUAAGUGAAUUAAUUUUGCUUUUUCACGUCAAAGCGAUUUUUUAACAAGAUGGGAUCUUCCUGUCUGCUCGCUGCCAAAUGGACACUCUUUACAGUUGUCUUGGUGCUCUUUUUCUUGCCACGCAAUGGCAACUGCCAAAAUGUGCAGCCCGUGAAUUUUAAUGCCGUGGAUCACUUUGAACGGCAAACGCGUGGAAGAGUGUGUGGACCCGAUUUGUCGAUGAACGUGGAGUAUUUGUGCAGAAAUUACUUUGUAAAAAAGGAAAAACGGCAUGUAUCUCCGAAAAUGAGAGUCAUGUUCCCCACAAUUACUGACUUCGAAUACGACGAAAAAGAGGACGAGAACGACAUGAUGCCACCAUCCAUGAACAAUUUCGAUUUCCAGCCCUUCCUCAAAAAAAUGUACGGAAAUAUCUGGAAGAGCGGCAAACGUACCGGCCGACAUCGCCAAUCGCUCGUGACCGAGUGCUGCCAAAAGUCGUGCACGACAGCCGAAAUGAUUGGCUACUGCGACGGCAAAGGCGGCCUUAAGUCAUACAACGAUGACGACAAGUGAGCAAAAAACGCUUAAAGUAACGUCAAAAAAAAAGAAUUAGUAAGAAAAGCAAGAGACUGAUAGAAAAAAAAAACGAAACGAAAGGACCAAUUUUAAAACUUUUUUGUAUUAAAAAUCCAAUCUUGAUGUAGCAAAAAAUUCAAAUAAAAAACAUUUAU